AGAGACCAUGAAGGCACUAGUUUCCUCGUCUUAUAUUUGUCUUUCAAAGUGAAAAUGGCUUCUAAGACAUUUCUUCUUCUUGCCCUUGUUUUUGCUGUGGUUCUUCUAAUUACCUCAGAAGUAGCCGCUAGAGACUUAGCCUCCAACCAUGACGGUGAGGUUGAUGGCCGUAGUGGAUACAACCGCGGUGGCAGUGGACAUGGAGGGUACAACAAUGGCGGCGGACAUGGAGGGUACAACAACGGCGGCGGACAUGGAGGGUACAACAACGGGGGCGGACAUGGAGGGUACAACAACGGCGGUGGACAUGGAGGGUACAACAACGGUGGUGGACAUGGAGGGUACAACAACGGCGGCGGACAUGGAGGGUACAACAACGGCGGCGGACAUGGAGGGUACAACAACGGCGGCGGACAUGGAGGGUACAACAACGGUGGUGGACAUGGAGGAUACAACGUUGGGGGACGUGAAGGAUAUAACGGUGGGGGACAUGGAGGGUACAACAAAGGCGGCGGACAUGGGGGAUACAACGGUGGUGGACGUGGAGGAUACAACGGUGGUGGACUUGGAGGGCAUGGCAAAGGUAGUGGUGGCCAUGGAGGGCAUGGCAAAGGUGGUGGUGGUGAAGAGGCAACUGCUUACAAAGAAACUCAAAACUGAUGAUAAGCAUAUUCGAGCUGGAUGAAACAUAUAUAAUUUCAUGAGUCGAGUAUUAUAAGAAUGUUUUAUCUUGCAUCAUCAGUACAUACUCCUUAUAUAUGUAAUACUUGGCAUGACUCCUUGUGUGUAUAGAAUAAAUUAAUAAGAGUGUACUUUUACUCCAACUUUA
Molecule: messenger RNA, 829 nt
Organism: Helianthus annuus (common sunflower)
Lineage: Eukaryota; Viridiplantae; Streptophyta; Magnoliopsida; Asterales; Asteraceae
Product: abscisic acid and environmental stress-inducible protein
Exons: 2
Coding region: 55-660 (201 amino acids)
Source: RefSeq, a predicted model, not a curated record